Messenger RNA from Rotaria sp. Silwood2, 855 nucleotides. Lineage: Eukaryota; Metazoa; Rotifera; Eurotatoria; Philodinida; Philodinidae. The record is from the annotation of a GenBank genome assembly.
AUGAUUUUUAUAAACAAAAAUAGAAUAAAUUAUUCACAAAAAAGAUCUUUAAUUUUAUUAUUACAAUGUAUAAUUGUAGAUUUUUCAGGCAACCCUAAGUUAAUUACACAUCAUGAAUAUAAUAAUCUAUCAAAAUAUCGACAAGAAUCUAAAUUUAAUUCUAAAUUAUUUUUACCACCAAUUUCUAAAGAAUUUCGAGAGCGUAUUGAUUCAUAUAAUAGUAUAGUUAAAGAUGUAUAUGGAUGUUAUAUAGAAAAUGUAACAAAAUAUUUACGUUCAAUGAAUAAUAAACAAGAAGAAAUAUUGCCAUUUUCGAACAUUUCAUUUAAUAAAACAACAGAUUAUGAUAAUGGAACAUUUGAAUACAAUCUUCAUUAUCAUCAAUCACAACAAAUAUUAAAUCCAUCGAUAUCACCAUUUGCUGGUCUAUCUGGUCUUACACAUGAACAUUUUAUGUCAAAUUAUAAUUCAAUUUUUAGUUCAUGGGAUCUUGUCUAUGAUCUUGAUUUAUCACCAAAAAUUGUUCCAUUUAUUGAUAUUGAUUGUCGUGAUCAUACGAAUACAGCAUAUCAUUUAAAUAGUUAUGGAUUAGAUUUUUUUAAACAAGGUUCUGAAGUAUCAUUGAUUAAUGAAAAUGGUUUAAGUCCCGGUGAUACAUAUAGUCUUUUAUUAGAUCUUUAUCUUGUACUUUCAUCUGUUAAAACAUCAGUAGAAGUCAUUAUAAAAAAUGAAGAAAAACAAACUACAACUGAUGAUUUAGCCAUAUUUAUUCCAUUAUAUAAAUCAUUAUCAAAUAUACAAAGUAUAUUUGCAAGAAACUUUCAGAGACAAUAUCCAAGUCGUAAUCAAAUGUAA